GGCGUGCGCUGGGAUGCGCGCGUCGCCCCGCUAACCACCCCCGGCCGGCCUGGGAGAGCGGGGCGCGCGGGUGGCAGGAGCAGGCCGGGGCCGAGGGGAAAGUAGAGUCGCGCACAGGCCCCCGGCUGCUGCCUCGGCCCCGCCUCUCCCUGAGGCCCCGGGUAACGGCGCCAGGCAGAGUGGCCCCGCCUCAAGCCCUGGGGACCCCCUUUAGCUCGUAUUGUAAGCACGCAGUUUUGGACAGACGGACAGACAUGGAUGACGAGCCUGAAAGAACCAAACGCUGGGAAGGGGGUUAUGAAAGAACAUGGGAGGUUCUGAAAGAAGAUGAAUCUGGGUCACUGAAAGCAACUAUAGAGGACAUUCUUUUUAAGGCUAAGAGAAAAAGAAUCUUUGAACACCAUGGGCAAGUUAGACUUGGAAUGAUGCGUCACCUUUAUGUGGUGGUAGAUGGAUCAAGAACUAUGGAGGACCAAGAUUUAAAACCUAACAGGCUUACGUGUACCUUAAAGUUAUUGGAAUAUUUUGUUGAAGAAUACUUUGACCAAAAUCCUAUUAGUCAGAUUGGUGUAAUUGUAACUAAGAGUAAAAGAGCUGAAAAGCUGACAGAACUUUCAGGAAACCCAAGAAAGCAUACAACUGCUCUGAAGAAAGCUGUAGAUCUGACCUGCCAUGGAGAACCAUCUCUGUAUAACUCUUUAAAUUUGGCCAUGCAGACUUUAAAGCACAUGCCAGGACAUACAAGCAGAGAGGUUUUGAUUAUCUUCAGUAGCCUGACAACGUGUGAUCCAUCUAAUAUCUAUGAUCUAAUUAAGUGUUUAAAAGCAGUUAAGAUCAGAGUAUCUGUCAUCGGUCUAUCUGCUGAAGUUCGAGUUUGUACUGUACUUGCCCGAGAAACAGGUGGAACGUACCAUGUAAUUUUAGAUGAAAGCCACUAUAAGGAGCUGCUGAUGCAUCAUAUUAGCCCUCCACCUGCCAGUUCAAGUUCUGAAUGCUCCCUUAUUCGAAUGGGUUUUCCUCAGCAUACCAUUGCUUCGCUCUCUGAUCAGGAUGCUAAACCAUCAUUUAGCAUGGCGCACUUGGAAAACAACAGUGAUCCAGGUCUCACGUUGGGUGGAUAUUUCUGUCCCCAGUGUAGGGCCAAAUACUGUGAACUCCCUGUGGAAUGCAAAAUCUGUGGGCUUACAUUAGUCUCUGCCCCCCAUCUGGCUCGGUCUUACCAUCACCUGUUUCCUUUGGAUGCCUUUCAAGAAGUUACACUGGAAGAAUAUAAAGGAGAACGCUAUUGUCAAGGCUGCCAAGGGGAGAUUAAAGAUCAACAUGUUUACAUUUGUAAAGUCUGCCAGAAUGUUUUUUGUGUGGAAUGUGACUUAUUUGUUCAUGAUUCUCUGCACUGCUGUCCUGGCUGCAUUCACAAGCAUCCUACUCCUCUGUGUAUAUGAUACCAGGUGUUCCCAGAGAUGGUCCUACCUGUUUCAUUCCUGCACAGAGUCAAAUUAGACUAUUCAACCAUAGACUUCAGUAAGACAACUCAGAAACAAGAAGAAAUACCUAAAUGAAUGCAGUAACAGUGAAGACAAACACACAAUUUUUAGUUAGUGUAUAGAAUUGGAAUAUUUAAAUUCUCAUGGUUAAUGUUUAUAAAAAUAUCCACAUCAUCUGAUUAAUUUCCCUCACUUGUUUUGAAAACCUUUGACUUAUUCAAGAGUUGUGCUAAAUAAAUCUGUAAGUGUGUGGAAAAGUGA
Messenger RNA from Mauremys reevesii (Reeves's turtle), 1745 nucleotides. It is a transcript of the gene GTF2H2, whose product is annotated as general transcription factor IIH subunit 2. The coding region runs from base 255 to 1442 and encodes 395 amino acids. Gene Ontology annotation, biological process: DNA-templated transcription; regulation of transcription by RNA polymerase II; nucleotide-excision repair. Gene Ontology annotation, molecular function: zinc ion binding. The record is from RefSeq and is a predicted model, not a curated record. The transcript has 16 exons. Gene Ontology annotation, cellular component: transcription factor TFIIH core complex; transcription factor TFIIH holo complex. Lineage: Eukaryota; Metazoa; Chordata; Testudines; Geoemydidae.